Messenger RNA from Osmerus eperlanus (European smelt), 1872 nucleotides. RefSeq names its product protein-lysine 6-oxidase-like. The record is from RefSeq and is a predicted model, not a curated record. NCBI's taxonomy places the organism in Eukaryota, Metazoa, Chordata, Actinopteri, Osmeriformes, Osmeridae. The transcript has 7 exons. Gene Ontology annotation, molecular function: protein-lysine 6-oxidase activity; copper ion binding. Gene Ontology annotation, biological process: peptidyl-lysine oxidation; collagen fibril organization. The coding region runs from base 102 to 1334 and encodes 410 amino acids.
CAAGGCUGCUUGAACAACGACCUCUCACUACUCAAACUCCUUGAUGUUAAGCGGUUAGACAACAUUUUCCAGGUUUUUAUUUAGGUACUUGGGUUGAUAAAAUGAAGGGGUUUCCCAUUGACUCCUUCCUUUUGUCGUGCGCACGGUUCUGUAUCCUCUGUUGUGUUUUGGAGACCGUUAUUUCUCAGGAUGCUCAAGCAGGUGGACUGAGGCCGAGAAUGAGAUGGCAGCACAACGGGCAAGUCUUCAGUUUACUCAGCCGUGGCGCACAGUACCAGCCUUCCGCUCGUAGGGACAAACAGGCAGGUUCAUCUCAACCGAAUCACGUUGUUGUACUCAGAAACAAUAACGAGACGUUAGAAGAGACAGGAACGCCCGGGCACCUCGGGGCACGAGGCUCUCCAAGGCGGCUCGGUCUCGGUGCGCAGUUACGCGCCGCAGCGCGCCGGCAUGGAAGUGGUGCUCAAGGGCUCUCGAGACCCCAAGAGACCCAUGCUGAGAAUCCAAAUCCCGAUCACAACAAAGAUAACGAAAAUCCCACAUCUACGGGUUCUCCAACGGUUAAUCGAGAGGAUAUGAUGGUCGGGGAUGAUCCGUACAACCCUUAUAAGUCGUCUAACUACAACCCCUACUAUAACUACUAUAACUCCUACUUCAGACCCCGACCCAGAGCCUCCCCCCGGCACGGCUAUGGAACCAGCAACUUCCAACAGGGUGGUCUCCCUGACCUGGUCAUAGACCCUUAUUACAUCCAGGUGUUGUCGUACGUCCAGAGAGUUCCCAUGUACAGCCUCCGCUGUGCAGCUGAGGAGAACUGCCUUGCCAGCUCUGCGAGACAUGUUGCAGACUACGACACACGGGUUCUCCUGCGGUUCCCCCAGCGCGUGAAGAACCAGGGAACGGCUGACUUCUUGCCCAGCAAGCCUCGCUAUGCCUGGGAGUGGCACAGCUGUCACCACCACUUCCACAGCAUGGAUGAGUUCAGCCUGUACGAGCUGUUGGAGGAGGGCUCGCAAAGCCGCGUCGCCGAGGGACACAAGGCCAGCUUCUGUUUGGAGGACACGUCAUGUGACCCUGGAUACCACCGUCGAUUCGCCUGCACCUCACACACACAGGGUCUGAGCCCAGGCUGCUAUGACACGUACAACGCGGACCUGGACUGCCAGUGGCUCGACAUCACAGACGUGAAUCCUGGGAAGUACGUUCUGAAGGUGACGGUGAACCCAGGUUUCCAGGUUCCAGAAUCGAACUUCCACAACAAUGUUGUGCGUUGUGACGUCCAGUACAGCGGCACCUCUGUCGAGGUCUCCGGCUGCUCUGUGACAGCAUCCUGAGUUUCAACAGCCUGGCAACAAAACACCGUUCUGAGGAGGCAGGAAUGUUCCACAGGAGACCAAAGAAACACCAUGACAUUGUCUUUUGUUUGUUGAGGCCUACAACACAAUCUGUUUUGACCAUUUUACUCUGUACAGUUCUUGAGUUCAGAACUUGAUAGUGAAGACUGUUAUCUAGUUACGGUAUUCACAUAUAGCUAGCCAUUGAUUAUAUGUCUGUGAUGGUAAAUAUUUAGUUUAGAUGUUCAAUCAAAUAUAUAAGAAGGUACAACGACAAUGACAUUUUAUGUUGAAAGACAGAUCCUGGUGCUAUCCGUUUUCUAUGUUUUCAAUAUUGGUGCUACUUUUUAAAGACUAGGGGUUUUAAAUGUGACAUUUUUAACAAAUUAUUCAAUUAGGAUGUGUAUAUUCUUAAAACAGAGUGUUCUGAGAAUGUGUGAUGCCUACUGAAGUUACAUGUUUCCUAAGCUUGCAGAGCUUGUAACUCAUGUGGAUGUCAUUAUAAUGCAUAAUAUUCAUUACUUCAAUAAAGGUUGUA